Chelmon rostratus (copperband butterflyfish) is the source of this 1673-nucleotide messenger RNA. RefSeq names its product inward rectifier potassium channel 2-like. Gene Ontology annotation, cellular component: plasma membrane. Gene Ontology annotation, biological process: regulation of monoatomic ion transmembrane transport; potassium ion import across plasma membrane. The transcript is spliced from 2 exons. The record is from RefSeq and is a predicted model, not a curated record. Lineage: Eukaryota; Metazoa; Chordata; Actinopteri; Chaetodontiformes; Chaetodontidae. Gene Ontology annotation, molecular function: inward rectifier potassium channel activity. The coding region runs from base 357 to 1673 and encodes 438 amino acids.
AAACUAAGUGUGCGCAAUAAAAGAGCAGCAAGAAGGAAAGGGGACGCAGUGCGCAGAUCUGGCGCAUAUGGGACUUAUCGCAACGAAAACACGGCACACUUGCGCUGCAAGGACCAACAGCCCACUUCACUGAUGAGGUCCAAAGCAGCUGUCAGAGAGGAGUGACCUCACCAAAGGCGCACAGCACGCCUGCAGAAGCACAGGCCCCCUGUUCCCUGCAGGAUCUCGUCCUGUUGUCCACAUUUUCUGCCUGAGUUUGUCCCUGGGAUCAUUCAAAACUGUUUCUCCAACGCUUCUACCAAAAACUUAGACUGUUUUCCAAAGCAGAAUCGGCCCAGCCCUCCCAGGUGGAAGUAAUGGGGAGUGUGCGAAGCCACCGUUACAGCAUCGUGUCCUCUGAGGAAGACGGCAUGAAGCUGGCCGCUAUUGCCGUCCCGAAUGGCUACGGAAACGGCAACGUGAACAAGGUGCACACAGAGCACCAGCAUCAGAGCCGCUUCGUCAGGAAGGACGGCCACUGCAAUGUGCAGUUUAUCAAUAUGAGUGAGAAAGGCCAGCGGUACCUGGCAGAUAUCUUCACCACCUGCGUGGACAUCCGCUGGCGCUGGAUGCUGCUCAUAUUCUGCCUUUCUUUCCUGCUGUCGUGGUUGUUUUUUGGCUUAGUCUUCUGGGUAGUGGCCCUCUCUUACGGGGACUUAGAGAAUGAGACUCAGAUGUGUGUUUCCAAUGUGGACAGCUUCACCGCUGCCUUCUUGUUCUCAGUGGAGACCCAAACCACCAUUGGCUAUGGUUAUCGCUAUGUGACAGAGGAGUGCCCCGUUGCCGUCUUCAUGGUUGUCUUCCAAAGCAUUGUGGGCUGCAUAAUCGAUGCUUUCAUCAUCGGGGCUGUCAUGGCCAAGAUGGCCAAGCCCAAAAAGAGGAAUGAGACCCUGGUGUUCAGCCACUAUGCUACAGUGGCCAUGAGGGACGGUAAACUUUGCCUGAUGUGGCGUGUGGGGAACCUGAGGAAGAGCCACCUGGUGGAGGCUCACGUCAGGGCCCAGCUGCUCAAGUCCCGCACCACCGCCGAGGGCGAGUUCAUCCCUCUGGAUCAGGUAGACAUUGACGUAGGCUUCGAUAGCGGCAUUGACAGAAUCUUCCUGGUGUCUCCAAUCACCAUUGUGCACGAGAUCGAUGAGGACAGCCCGUUCUACGAGAUGAGCAAACAGGAGCUGGAGACGUCAGAAUUUGAGAUCGUAGUGAUCCUGGAGGGCAUGGUGGAGGCCACAGCCAUGACCACUCAGUGUCGGAGCUCGUACGUGGCCAGCGAGAUCCUCUGGGGCCACCGCUUCGAGCCGGUGCUCUUUGAGGAAAAGAACUACUACAAAGUGGACUACUCUCGCUUUGACAACACGUACGAGGUGCCCAGCACGCCCGACUGUAGUGCCAGAGAACUCGCCGAGAAGAAGUCCAACGCCACCAGCUCGAGGAACUCCUUUUGUUACGAGAACGAGGUGGCUCUCGAAAAAGUCGAGAUGGAGGAGGAGUUUGAGGAAGAGGAAAACAGGGAGAUGAGGGGUGUUGAGGUCGGUGCACUUGAGGAUAUAAACGCAGAUGUUGUGUCAGACUCUGAAUGCAAUCUGGACUCUUUGCCUUUAGAAUCAAGGCCUUUGACAGCAGAAUCAGAAAUAUGA